CCGCUCGCCCCCGGCCCGGACCCUCUGCCGCCGGCAGCCCCCUGCGCCCGCAGCGCGGGGCUCCUCCGCGGGGAAACCACGCGUGCGGCGGCGGGGAGGGGACACCGGCGCUGAGGGGCACCGAAGCCUCGGGGUGGCGGCGCAAAGGAGGCGGAGAGGCGCGGUGGCGACCAGGAGCAGAGGCAAGACGCCGCGGAAGAGCGCCAGGAGGAAGCCUUGAUCCUCAUUUCACCCAAGUGAUGUGAUGGAAAGGUACACCGAAGGAAAAAAGUCACCCUUGGGUCUUUGGCGUUCGUGUUGGCAUGGAAGAAUCUAGGAUGCGGCAAGGAAACACACCAGGCAGUUGCUCGAACGUCACCACAGUGUGUGCUGAGGAUGAUGCUUUGCAGAGGAAAGGUCACAGUGCAAGAACCCUCAGCCCAGAAGAAGCUGAGAAGCUGGCCAAAGGGCAGGGCUUGGUGUCCGAGUUCAAGCAGCUGAAACUGGAGAAAGAGGCACAGAAGAACUGGGAUCUGUUUUACAAAAGGAACAGCACCAACUUCUUCAAAGACAGGCACUGGACCACCAGGGAGUUUGAAGAGCUGAAAGCCUGCCGGCAGUUUGCAGGUCAGAAGCUGACCAUCCUGGAGGCUGGCUGUGGCGUUGGGAACUGUUUGUUUCCACUCCUGGAAGAAGACCUGCACAUUUUCGCAUACGCCUGUGACUUCUCUCCUCGAGCUGUUGAGUAUGUGAAGCAAAACCCCUUGUACAGCCCAGAGAGGUGCCAGGUGUUCCAGUGCGACCUCACCAGAGACGAUCUCCUCCAGCACGUGCCAGCAGAGUCCGUGGAUGUUGUCACACUGAUCUUUGUGCUGUCUGCCAUUCAUCCUGACAAGAUGCAUCUCGUCCUGAGGAACAUUUACAAGGUAUUGAAGCCAGGCAAGUGUGUCCUCUUCAGAGACUAUGGGCUGUAUGACCAUGCCAUGCUCAGGUUCAAGGCUGGCAGCAAGCUGGCAGAAAACUUUUAUGUUAGACAAGAUGGGACAAGAUCCUACUUCUUCAGUGAAGAGUUCUUGUCUCAGCUUUUCAGGGCUGAGGGCUACGAGCAAGUGGCCAACGACUACGUGCAGCGAGAAACGGUGAACAGGAAGGAGCAGCUGUGCGUUCCCAGGGUCUUCCUGCAGGGCAAGUUCCAAAAGCCUUCCAGUGAGACAUGAAGCUCUUGCUGGUCACCUGCUGGGUGUCUUCCUGCUUGUAACACAAGCCCUGUGCAGCAGUGCUGGAGGAGCAGGUGAAGCAGCUGGAAGAUGUUUUAUCCUCACCACUGUUAGUUCCUUUUUUAUUAAAAGCUAUUUUUGAAAGAA
Messenger RNA from Pogoniulus pusillus (Red-fronted tinkerbird), 1343 nucleotides. It is a transcript of the gene METTL6, whose product is annotated as methyltransferase 6, tRNA N3-cytidine. Bases 303 to 1196 code for a protein of 297 amino acids. Lineage: Eukaryota; Metazoa; Chordata; Aves; Piciformes; Lybiidae. The record is from RefSeq and is a predicted model, not a curated record. The transcript has 7 exons.